GUACCUUGUCAGCUCGGGGGUUUGAACUUGCAACAUUCCGGUUACAAGUCCAACGCUCUAACCACUAAGCUUCCCUGCCUCCCCAUAAAUUGAAGUACCUGAGUAUUCCGAAAAAUAGUCACCUGAUGCUUGUUAGUUAAAGUUAAACAAUACCAGGAAAAUGAGAAUACCAUGGCCGAAACCAUCAAUCUGUUCCUUCACGUGAGAUUUUAGGGAGAAAUAUGGAUUUCUGAACCGGUGAUGAAGCUUCGUCCUCCUACGAAGUAAGCAGCCUUUCCCUCAUUUUGUGCUAUCUUGGUCAUUGGCCACAACUUGUUCCUUCUUUCUAUGUCCCCCGGGCUGAGAUGCUCGGCGAAACGCAUAACCAUGGCUCGGAAGGAAGGCGUUCUUCCUAGCAGCUUUUCAGACUGCAUCCCUGUAGAAUCUGACAGUGAAGAGGAUGACCCCUUGGUCUUGAAUCGUUUUGCUGUCGCUUCUUGCCGAGGCGAUGCACAACGUCGAUGGUAUCACCAACUGUUGUUCUUCUCUGCAGCAGAUGGCAGUAGCGGUUUUUUCCACCAGCUACUUGAUUUACGGGGAGAACCCAACAUGUCAGCCUCCAUGUCCAGAUUAUGUUCAGAUUUGUAAUGAAAAGAAUUCUAGACAAUUGGAAGUCCUACAGACACAGAUUCGUUCCGUGGAUUGCAUUGAAUCUUCGUAAAAAUGAGAGAACUAUUCGCCAGGUCACAGAGCGCUCAAAAGACAGGCUGGUCUCGGAUGAGGUGGUGUCAGAAACACUACUACGCCUUUUUAGGGCACUGCUCAGAAAUGACGUUGCACACCAGGGAGAGGCGUUACGUCUGCUUCCCGCCUCGACUCAAACCCGCUACCUCAGCCCAGAGACCACUGAGGGACCAGACAUAGGAGAACCAAAAGGAGAGCAUAGGCCCAUCGAGACGAUGUUACUCACGGUUGGGUUCUGUAUUGAGCGAAAGCCUAGUUCCUUGCCGUUCGCUGGAACAGGAGUCUUUGUUACCAGGGGCUUUGUGCAUAAAGGAACUACAGUGGCCAUGUACCCAGGUACCAUCUAUCAGGCAUAUGAGCCCAUUCUUUUCCAGUCCAUUCGGAACCCUUUUGUAUUCAGAUGCAUAGAUCAUGUUUUGAUUGACGGCAAUGACAAAGGCAUCUCUAAAAUAGUGUACAGGUCGUGCAGUGGAAGAGACAGGCUUGGUCCUUUCAGUUUGAGUGACAUCACUUGGUUGACAGCCAAUACAAAAAACCCGCUAGCAGUGGGUCAAUAUGUGAACAACUGCUCAAAUGAGAGGGCUGCAAAUGUGUGCUAUCAGGAGUAUGAUGUGCCUGAAACAUUUCCUCUAGAACUUCGCCAGUACCUUCCCAAUGUGAACUACAGACAUGACACGCAAAGGCCUUUACGAUGUGUGGUCCUUGUAGCAUUAAGAGACAUCUGUCCAGGGGAGGAACUAUUUUCGAACUACUUCACUAUCGUGCAUUAGGUCUCAUUUUAAAACCGGUACUACUCGAACUUGUUCAAGAAGAAACACUUGGCUAAAGUGUGCCUUAGUGCACACAACCCAGGUCUAAGAUGUUUGAACACGUAAGAUUAUGAGAAGUACUUAUUCAACUAGUCAAGUGAAAGCCCCUCUGAAGAACUGUGGCCAGAUGAUUCUGUGUAGCCUAUGAGGGAAGGACAAUGAAAGAGACUGAAGCAAGAAUGGAGAACAUGAAACUGAGAAGACCAUAUUCAUAAGAACAUUUUCCUUUAUUUCUGCAUCUGUACACAUGAUACGUCUGGAACAAAAUAUAAAAUAUUCAACGAAAGAGUAUAUAGUUUUAUGAACAAUAAACUUUACUUUUGAAUUAUGAGAU
Oncorhynchus mykiss (rainbow trout) is the source of this 1866-nucleotide messenger RNA. The record is from RefSeq and is a predicted model, not a curated record. Lineage: Eukaryota; Metazoa; Chordata; Actinopteri; Salmoniformes; Salmonidae.